Messenger RNA from Thecamonas trahens ATCC 50062, 2138 nucleotides. Its product is annotated as saposin A. The record is from RefSeq and is a predicted model, not a curated record. Bases 1 to 2133 code for a protein of 710 amino acids. Gene Ontology annotation, biological process: sphingolipid metabolic process. Gene Ontology annotation, cellular component: lysosome. Lineage: Eukaryota; Apusomonadida; Apusomonadidae. The transcript is spliced from 3 exons.
AUGAAGUCGUUCAUUGUUCUUGCGGUUGUUGCCGCCAUCCUCGCUUCGGCGGUCGCCACCCCGGUGCGCGUCGCCCAGCCCGAGAGCGAGAUCCCCUGUGCCAUCUGCAAGCUUGUUGUCGACUACGUCGACCACCUGCUCGCCUCCAACUCCACAGUUGCCGCCAUUGAGGCUGAGCUCGAGAAGCUCUGCUCGGACCUGCCCAAGGCCUGGGCUGGUGAGUGCACGGAUGUGGUUGAGAACUACCUCCCCGCCAUCAUCCAGGCCAUCGAGAACAACGCUGACCCGACGACGGUCUGCACCCAGAACCUCCACCUGUGCUCCUCGUCGAUGAAGGUCCAGGCUCCGUUUGACGACUGCUCGAUCUGCGAGCUUGUUGUUGGCGAGCUUGAGAAGCUGCUUGAGAACAACCACACCAUCGAGAUCAUUGAGACCGAGCUCGGCAAGGUCUGUGCGCUCCUCCCGGCGUCGUGGGCCUCGACCUGCACCGCGCUUGUCAACAACUACCUCCCGGAGCUCAUCCAGCACCUCGAGGACGACCUCCCGCCGCAGACCGCUUGCCAGAAGAUCGGCUUCUGCAAGCCGUCGGCUACGCCCGUCAAGAUUGUCAUCGACGACGUCCAGUCGUUCGGCGGUGUCGAGUGCUCGCUCUGCGAGCUCCUGUUCAAGGCUGUCGAGGGCUACCUCGCCAAGAACAACACCGAGGCCCAGAUUGAGGCCGAGCUCGAGAAGCUCUGCGCUCACACCCCGUGGAAGGACUCGUGCGACUCGAUUGUCGAGGAGUACCUCCCGCAGAUCAUCGAGGCCAUCGAGAGCAACGAGACGCCCGAGCAGCUCUGCACCACCAUCGGCCUCUGCUCAUCGGAGAUUGCCGACGUUGCCGCUCCGUUCGACGACUGCUCGAUCUGCCAGCUUGUUGUUGGCGAGCUUGAGAAGCUGCUUGAGAACAACCACACCAUCGAGAUCAUUGAGACCGAGCUCGGCAAGGUCUGUGCGCUCCUCCCGGCGUCGUGGGCCUCGACCUGCACUGCGCUUGUCAACAACUACCUCCCGGAGCUCAUCCAGCACCUCGAGGACGACCUCCCGCCGAAGACCGCUUGCCAGAGAUCGGCUUCUGCAAGCCGCCAGAUUGAGGCCGAGCUCGAGAAGCUCUGCGCUCACACCCCGUGGAAGGACUCGUGCGACUCGAUUGUCGAGGAGUACCUCCCGCAGAUCAUCGAGGCCAUCGAGAGCAACGAGACGCCCGAGCAGCUCUGCACCACCAUCGGCCUCUGCUCAUCGGAGAUUGCCGACGUUGCCGCUCCGUUCGACGACUGCUCGAUCUGCCAGCUUGUUGUUGGCGAGCUUGAGAAGCUUCUCGAGAACAACCACACCAUCGAGAUCAUUGAGACCGAGCUCGGCAAGGUCUGCGCGCUCCUCCCGGCGUCGUGGGCCUCGACCUGCACUGCGCUUGUCAACAACUACCUCCCGGAGCUCAUCCAGCACCUCGAGGACGACCUCCCGCCGAAGACCGCUUGCCAGAAGAUCGGCUUCUGCAAGCCGUCGGCUGCUGUUGAUGUUGCGGCUCCGCUCGACCUCGAGUGCUCGCUCUGCGAGCUCGUGGCCAAGGCUGUCGAGGGCUACCUCGCCAAGAACAACACCCAGGCCCAGAUUGUUGCCGAGCUCGAGAAGCUCUGCGCCAUGACGCCGUGGAAGGACUCAUGCGACUCGAUUGUCGAGGAGUACCUGCCGCAGAUCAUCCAGGCCAUUGAGGACAACGAGACGCCCGAGCAGCUCUGCACCACCAUCGGCCUCUGCUCGUCGGCGAUCGCCAACAUUGAGGCUUCCCCGGAGACCUGCAAGAUCUGCGAGUAUGUUGUCAGCCUUGCCGAGGCCAUGCUCUCGGGCAAGAGCGUCAACAACACUCAGAUCGAGGACGAGCUCAAGAAGGCGUGCGUGCUUCUCCCCAAGAAGUUCCAGCCCGAGUGCUCGCUCCUGGUCGACACCGCGCUCCCGGCCAUCCUCGACGAGCUCGAGAAGGGCACGCCGGCCGCUCAGGUCUGCACCACCCUCCACCUCUGCACCUCCUCGGACGCCCGCCCGCACUUCCGCCGCGCCAUGCGCAAGGCGGUCCACAAGCUCCGCAUCGAGUGAGUGUA